Molecule: messenger RNA, 3686 nt
Organism: Brachypodium distachyon (stiff brome)
Lineage: Eukaryota; Viridiplantae; Streptophyta; Magnoliopsida; Poales; Poaceae
Product: serine/threonine-protein kinase PBS1
Exons: 8
Coding region: 1695-3491 (598 amino acids)
Biological process (GO): protein phosphorylation
Molecular function (GO): protein kinase activity; ATP binding
Source: RefSeq, a predicted model, not a curated record
GGGCUUAGCCAAGACCCCCAAACCACUCUUAUACCCCUCAAUACGACUGCAUAGCCGCCCCGGAGCCCCUUCGAUUCUUCUUCUCCAACUCCGGCGAAGUGCGCCACCGAGUCUUCCGUCGCUGAUGCCCGUUGCUCCGGUCCCUCUCCCUCCAAUUCCUUUAACCCAGAUCACCCCUCCACCUUAUGGUCCUCCCCGAACCGUCUCUUCCCCUCGCAGGGUCGCCUCCCACUGCCGGCGAGUCGCUCCCUCACCUCCGCCACGACGCUCUGUUCCGGUCGCAGUCGCUGCUCUGUCCCUCCCCCACGUCCAGGCGGUGCACGUAGAUGUCUGUGGUGACCCUGUGGUCAUUCAUGUGAACACGCCGACCGUCGCUGCCCUCCCAGUCACCGCCGGCGAGUCUCCGUCCGCCGCCCUUGUCCCUUGAAAAUGACAAAUGAAGUGGCACGAAGUGAGUCCUACUCUUUUGCCAACCACGCGGCCCCACCAAUCAGGAUUUAAUCCGGCCCUACCCGUCAGAAGAAAACGGUCAAAGGUCCUUGACCGUUAACGGGUCCGCCGUGAGGGCAUUUCCGAGCAUUUUCCAAAGAACGAAGUGUAGAAGCGAGUAAGGUUUUGAGCCUUGGGCAAAACAAUAGAACUAAACAAGGGAGGGCACGAAAAUAAAAAUCCCUUGGUUUUUAGUCCUUGGUAUCCAUUAGUAGCAAUAACUGACGCACAUGCUGAUCAAUCAUGCAUCUCAUCUUAUGGUUAGAGUACAUAGCUAGUGGGGAGAGAGGAGUAUUAAUUAAGACGGGUUUGAGCAAUUAGGAUAAGAAUCAGUGACUUGCCGAUUGAAUGCGCUCAUGCAUCUCAUGUUGUGGUUGGAGGUAAUUAAGCAAGAAGAGAACCACCGGGUCUGCCGGGUUAUGACUUCGGGAAACCCCAUAUAAGUGCUGACUAAUGACUACUCAAUUAGAUUUAACAGAAGUGAUAGAGCCAGUUCGGAUAAGAAUGAUCCACUUGCCACAUGCAUGAAAACAGACCAAGUCCAAGUCUGAAGUUUAGAUCUGACAACUAGACCAAUCAAAUUUUUUCAGGGUCCCCUCCUUGUGCUUAUUACUCUCUCCGUUCCAAAUUAAUUGGACCCGGUCAUUUUGCAAAAAAAACCCUAUUGAUUUAUGAAAUCAACCUACAAUACACAUCUUCAAUUGAACGUAGACUGCGCGUUGAUUUCGAAAAACUACAGGAUUUUUUUGCAAAAGGUAUGGUAGAACAUGGACUGCAGUUCGAUUUCGGGAAAUAGCAAGGAAUUUUUGCAAAAAAUUUGGCGACAAUUAAUUAAUUAGGAACGGAGGAGUAUUAAUUGUACGGUGGGUCGAUGAUCUAGAUCUAAAGUUUAUAUUGACUUGACUCCAGCUGGGGCUGCAAAUUAAGCAUGUGAUGCUCGAUAAGUUCCAAACCAGUAAAUGAUUCCUCAUCCCAUAUUGCCAAGUAUUUAUGUGUAGCUGACUUUUGUCAUCUUGUGCCUGUCUACGCAGCUUAUAUAGACCCAGAAAGAAGGAAUCUAAACAUUUAGCCAAACGCUAGCUGGUUAAGCCGCUGCGUGACUACGUCUAAAUGAAGCUGAGCUCUCCCAUCAUCCGUCUCAGAGAUUCAUCGUAGCGCUAAGUGAUUCUCCCCUGAAAUUGGAGGCUAAUUAACCUACAGAUAACAUGGGGAGCAAGCUACCACAGUCUCAGCGACAAACAGAUAUAGACGAGAUUACUGGCAAUUAUUCAAUGGAGCUUGGCAGGGGAGGCUAUGGAGUAGUUUACAAGGGAAAAGAUAAAGACGGGGAAGAGAUUGCUGUGAAGGUGCUCCAGGAAAGAACAGGAGGAAAUCAUGACGAGGAGUUUAACAAAGAGUUUUAUAGCCUUCUAGAACUGAGGCAUCCAAAUAUUAUACUGCUAGUUGGUUACUGCUAUGAAACCGAAAAAAGAAUUAAUAAUUUUACAAAAAAGUUUGAUGAGAUAAUACGUGCAGCUCUAUGCUUUGAGUAUGCGCCUAACGGAAACCUUCGCAACUACAUUUCUGAUGAUGACGAUCGACUUGAUUGGCACACUCGCUACAACAUUAUUAAGGGGACCUGUGAAGGAUUACAUUACCUGCACCAUCAUCCAAGCGGACCUAUUUAUCACUUGGACCUAAAACCUGAGAACAUUUUGCUAAGUCGUAACAUGGUUCCCAAAAUUGCAGAUUUUGGUAUGUCAAGGCUUUUCAGUGAUAAAACAACCAAAGUCACAGCAAGCCCAAUGGGUACAUGGAGAUAUCAGCCACUAGAAUACAAAAAAGGAGGAACAGUCUCAAAAGAUUUUGACGUAUACAGCUUGGGUGUCAUAAUUAUAGAGAUAGUUGUAGGAUCUGAGACAUAUAAUGAUAUUGAUGAAUUCUCCGACUCCCAAGAAAUUUUUGAGUUUGCUGACAAAAAGUGGAGGUCAAAACUCAAAAAGACAGAGACAUAUAAAUCACUAGAAGCCUAUUGCGAACAAGUAAAGACAUGCCUUGAGAUAGCGUUAAAAUGUAUGGAAAAUAAAAGGAGCAAAAGGCCAACAAUAAUCGAUAUAAUCAGUAACCUUAAUGAGGUGGAGAGUAAGACUCCAAAAAGAAACUCAGUGGUCCAAGAGUCAAGGAAGGACUCAGGGUCAUCGACGCAGCAGUUCCGAUCGAUGCCUAGCACAUGGACACCCGACAAAGCCAACUACAAAAAUACAAGAAUGGGGAUAGAUCGUCCAGAAAAACUUAGGGGGAGCACUUCACUGGAUUCAAGCCGUGACAAUACAAGAAACAUACAAGACGGCAGUGCAGUCAUAAGGCAAAAUAAGACGAGACAGUACUUUUCGACCGGCGGGAAAGGUAGCAGUAGUGAAGAUAGUAGUAAUAAGCUUGUCCUGUACGUUACCGGACAGGGAAAACCGGGUACAUUGGAUGACUGCGACGACAUCCGGUCAGCACUCGAGGUGCUCCGCCUUAGGUUCAUCGAGAAGGACCUUUUCGACAACCCCGGCAACCUGAGGGAGCUAAAGCGGCUGUGCGGGGCGACCAUACCAACCAGGCCACCAGCACUGUCCAUUGCCGGCGAGCAAGUCAUUGGCGCUGAGGAUCUCAUGGAACUGCACAACGAAGGGAAGCUAGCGGCGUUGCUGAAGUGCACUCCUGGCCUUCCUCCCCGGCGUGCCAAAGGAGGCGCCAAGGAAGCUGCUGAUAAGGAUGUGGUCGUUCUGUACGUCACCAGCCAGGGCAAAGAGGGUACCUUGGAUGACUGCAGCCGAGUCCGAUUAGCACUCAAGUCGGCCCGAAUUGACUUCGUCGAGAAGGAUUUGUUUAACAACCGUGACACCCUCAGGGAACUCCAGAGGUUGUCUGAUUCAGCCAGACCACCAACCUUGUGUAUCAACGGCGAGAACGUCGUCAACACUCAGACGCUGCUGAAACUGUGUGACCAACGGAGGAUCGCAACGUUAUUCAAAUGAUUAAAGCCCUUAGCUAGCCACAUUUCUCUCUGCCUAUCGGCUGAUGCUGUUUACGAUAUAACUUGCAAUAACUAUGAGUGUAUAUUUAUGUAACAUAUGACAUUCUUUCCCUACCUUUACAUACUCUGAAUGCUCUCUUGUUGCUGGAUUGUAUAAAUGUUCAUCAUUAUUUUUUACAGUUUUUUUCUUUUCUUG